Molecule: messenger RNA, 780 nt
Organism: Orycteropus afer afer
Lineage: Eukaryota; Metazoa; Chordata; Mammalia; Tubulidentata; Orycteropodidae
Source: RefSeq, a predicted model, not a curated record
AUGCCCCCAGACUCUUGCGGGCCGAAGCUGCCUAACUGCGCGUCGCCGAGAUUCGCGGUGCCCUACCCGCCGCCGCCUCCGCGGCUGCCAGCAGGCGCCCAGACGUCGGUCCCCGUGGCCUUGCGCCCGGACAGCUGUAGGCCCGGCUGGCAGCGGCGAGAGGGGCGGCGGGAGCUCGCGCCCGGGGCUGACGGAGGCGGGGCGCGGAGGAAGGGGCGGGGCGAGCGCGGGGGAGGGCGGCUCCCCCUUCUUUUGUCUUGGAUCACUCGGGCGCCGGGGGAGCUCGCGCGCCUUGGAAACGCGCGCCGGGGAGCGUCGGGCACCGGGGCGGGGGGUACGGAGGCGGGGCAGUCAGAGGCAGGCGGAGACAGUGAGAGACCCAGGAACCGCCCCGGCCCCGGCCCCGAUGGGGGCUCCCGAGGCCGCCCCGAGAGACCCCACAAGGGACGAGGGGGCUGGAGCCGGGAAGGGCUCGGAGGGAGGAGGCCCCAGACCCAGGACCCCGGCAGCCCCGGCCUGAGCCUGAGACCUGGAGACCCAGAGACGCAGGAGGUGGGGGAGGCCUGCGGGGCCCGCGACGCGCGCAGACAAAGAGCCCGGACGCUCGCGCCGCCGCCGGCCGCGGUCUCCGCCGGGGCCCUUCAGCCCGCCCCUCCCGCCCCUUGCCCGUCCCACGGCCCGCCCCCGGGGGGAGGGGCCGCGCUUUGUGCUCGCAGCGCCGCAGCCCCCGCCCGCCGCUACCGCCUCCACCGCCCUUCCAGCUCCGGCCGCGCCAGGUGA